This is a messenger RNA of Phymastichus coffea, 903 nucleotides long. It is a transcript of the gene Clc, whose product is annotated as clathrin light chain. Gene Ontology annotation, cellular component: synaptic vesicle membrane; clathrin coat of coated pit; postsynaptic endocytic zone cytoplasmic component. The transcript is spliced from 6 exons. Lineage: Eukaryota; Metazoa; Arthropoda; Insecta; Hymenoptera; Eulophidae. The record is from RefSeq and is a predicted model, not a curated record. Gene Ontology annotation, molecular function: clathrin heavy chain binding; structural molecule activity. Gene Ontology annotation, biological process: intracellular protein transport; clathrin coat assembly; clathrin-dependent endocytosis. Bases 270 to 902 code for a protein of 210 amino acids.
GGAUGGAGUAGUAAAGUAUCAACGAAAAAUUAAUGUCCCAUGUCAAAACAAUUUUACUUUCAUAUGUUUUAUUCCAUUUUUUGUGUGUACCUUUAAUUAACUAUACUACGUUAGUGUAUUGAUUUAUAAUAAUAACAAAAAAACCUAACGGUCAUCAUUCGUAUAACCUUCUAUUAUCUGCUUAGAACAUGUUUCGUACAAUAUGAUUUACUUAUGUUGAUUUCUUUUACUAUUAAAGUUGAAUAAUUUUUGAAGAUCUUAAUCACAUUAUGGACGCAUUUGGAGAUAAUUUUGUGAGUAAUGAUGUCGAGGUCGACCCAGCAGCAGAAUUUCUAGCGCGAGAACAAGAUCAGCUGGCUGGAUUAGAAGAUGAAAUUCCACCUGUUUCUACUGGUGCUUUGAUUACUGAAGAUGAUGCAGUUUUAAAUGUGCAGACUAGCAGUGAAAAUGGAGGAAGCUUUGAAAUGAUUAAUACCAUUGAUCAGCGUCCUGAUCCAGUCGUUGAUAAUCCAACUCCUCCACCAGCUCAAAUAAAAGAAGAACCAGAAAAAAUUAAAAAGUGGAGAGAAGAGCAAAAAGCAAGAUUAGAACAGAAAGAUGCUGAAGAAGAAAAGAAAAAAGAAGAAUUAAGAGAAAUAGCCAAAAGAGAGUUAGAAGAUUGGUACAAACACCAUGCAGAAGCCAUUGCUAAAACAAAAGCAACAAACAGGGAAUCAGCCAAGAAUGCUGAAAAACAAUUCGUAGCAGAGGCCGAUGAUAUCGAGCCAGGAACCGAAUGGGAACGUAUAGCAAAACUUUGCGACUUCAAUCCCAAAUCAUCAAGAACUUCGAAAGACGUAUCAAGAAUGCGCUCUAUUAUCUUACAACUGAAGCAAAAUCCACCUCCAUUAGUCAAAGCUUGAA